Molecule: messenger RNA, 3466 nt
Organism: Onychomys torridus (southern grasshopper mouse)
Lineage: Eukaryota; Metazoa; Chordata; Mammalia; Rodentia; Cricetidae
Gene: Entrep3
Product: family with sequence similarity 189 member B
Exons: 12
Coding region: 888-2921 (677 amino acids)
Cellular component (GO): membrane
Source: RefSeq, a predicted model, not a curated record
GGACGGCAGAGUCUACAGGACAGGUUGCACUUAGCAAACUGGGUGGGAUGACAGGAGGCCUGCGACGUGGGGAACCCCAGCCCAGUCAGUUUGCCACCCCUUCCCAUUGAUAAUGGGCCGUCAGCCACCUCUGCUGAGAACUCUGCCUCCUGGGAACCUGAAGUGUUGGGUAGGGCGGAAAAUGGGCACAGAAAUGAUCCUUGACCAGCCAGGCUUCAGGAAGAGGCUAGGGUUGGAGGAGGGCCUCUCCCUAUCUCCUCCUCUCUCCUGGGUUGCUUUCAGACUACAGCUCCCGAGAUGCAUUGCACCAGCCACCACACCCCUCGUCCGCACCACGCACCAUCCCCCACCCCGCCUCUAGAGCCUGACCUGCUGCGGCUGGAGGAGCUGAGGGAGCAGAGCGUGGUGGGGAGGGGAGCGGGCCUCGCGACCCUGGAGACAGUUUCCGCGGCCUCUCCCCACCAGGCGGCCCCGAUCACCAAAGGCACCUCUAGUCCCUGCAUGCAGACCUUCCUCCUCUUCUGUAGACUUUGCAUCCCUCUUUGCCCUCCCCACCCUUCCCCGGGCUCCGGAACGCUCCUCUGUCUUCAGUCUGGGAUCAGCCCUUCUCGGCACCCCUCCUCAUUAAGGAAAUGCAAUGAGCCGGUGCCCUCGCGUCCUCUUCGCUGCCCCGGGCACGGCACCCGUCUGGUGGUGGGGAGGGAGCCCCUCACUGUCCCUUCGGGACGCCCCUCCUUUGGGCCUUCCUCCAGCUGGCGUCCCUGGGCGAUGCCCCAGAGGACCUAGCCAGGAGGUGGGCUUUACAGCGAGGGCGCUGGAAAGGAUAAAGAACGGGGCUUUGGGCGCCUCUGAGAUGCUCCCCAGUAUCAAGGGGGACCGAGCGAGGUAUGGGCAACCGGGCGGCAGGCAUGAUGCCCUCGCCUAGUGACUCCAGCCGCUCGCUGACCAGCCGGCCCAGUUCCCGGGGCCUUACCCAUCUCCGCCUCCACCGACCCUGGCUGCAGGCCCUGCUCACGUUGGGGCUGGCCCAGGUGCUCUUGGGCAUCCUGGUGGUAACCUUCAGCAUGGUGGCCUCCUCUGUCACCACCACCGAGAGCAUCAAGAGGUCCUGCCCGUCUUGGGCUGGGUUCUCGCUGGCGUUCUCCGGGUUGGUUGGCAUUGUGUCCUGGAAGCGUCCAUUCACUCUAGUGAUCUCCUUCUUCUCCUUGCUUUCGGUGCUCUGUGUCAUGAUCAGCAUGGCUGGCUCUGUUCUCUCCUGUAAGAACGCUCAGCUGGCUCGGGACUUCCAAGAAUGCUCCAUGGAAGGGAAGGUCUGUGUGUGCUGCCCCCCUAUGCCUCUACACAGACCCUGUCCACAGUGGGGCCAGGAGCUGAAAGUUGCCCUUAACUCCACCUGUGAUGAGGCGCGAGGGGCCCUCAAGAACUUGCUCUUCAGUGUCUGUGGGCUCACCAUUUGUGCCGCAGUAAUCUGUACCCUCUCGGCUAUUGUCUGCUGUGUCCAGAUCUUCUCCCUGGAUCUGGUACAUAUGCAGCUGGCCCCUGAACGCUCAGUCUCAGGCCCUCUAGGGCCCCUGGCUUGCACAUCAUCGCCUCCAGCUCCUCUCCUCCACACCAUGUUGGACCUGGAGGAAUUUGUCCCUCCUGUGCCUCCACCACCCUACUAUCCUCCAGAGUAUACCUGCAGUUCAGAAACAGAUGCACAAAGCAUCACGUAUAAUGGCUCCAUGGAUAGCCCAGUGCCCUUGUACCCUACUGAUUGCCCUCCUUCUUACGAGGCCGUCAUGGGGCUACGAAGAGACAGCCAGGCCACUCUGUUUGAUCCUCAGUUUCAUGAUGGCUCCUGUGUCUGUGAGCGGGUGGCCUCCAUUGUAGAUGUGUCCAUGGACAGCGGGUCCCUGGUGUUAUCGGCCAUCGGCGACCUCCCCGGGGGCUCUAGCCCAUCAGAAGACUCAUGCCUGCUGGAACUCCAGGGCUCCGUGCGCUCCGUCGAUUACGUGCUCUUCCGCUCCAUCCAGCGCAGCCGAGCAGGCUACUGCCUUAGCCUGGACUGCGGCCUGCGGGGCCCCUUUGAAGACAGCCCCUUGCCACGGCGGCCCCCGCGGGCUGCCCGCUCCUAUUCCUGCUCUGCCCCUGAGGCCCCACCCCCACUGGGUGCCCCCACCGCCGCGCGCAGCUGCCACCGGUUGGAGGGGUGGCCGCCCUGGGUGGGACCGUGCUUCCCCGAGCUGAGGCGCCGGGUCCCCAGAGGAGGCAGCCGCUCAGCCGCACCCCCUCCUGCCCGAGCCCCAACCCGACGCUUCAGCGACAGCUCAGGUUCCCUCACCCCACCCGGGCACCGGCCUCCUCACCGGACACCUCCUCCACCACUGCUGCUGCCGAGGUCUCACAGCGACCCAGGCAUCACCACCACCUCCAGCGACACCGCUGACUUCAGGGACCUUUAUACCAAAGUGCUUGAGGAAGAAGCUGCCUCUGUCUCCUCUGCAGACACAGGGCUCUGCUCUGAAGCCUGCCUUUUCCGCCUAGCCCGCUGCCCUUCCCCCAAGUUGCUACGUGCCCGCUCGGCCGAGAAACGCCGCCCAGUGCCCACCUUCCAGAAGGUCCCCCUGCCUUCAGGUCCUGCACCUGCCCACUCUCUAGGGGACCUGAAAGGAAGCUGGCCAGGCCGAGGCCUGGUCACUCGUUUCCUCCAGCUGUCCAGGAAGUCCCCGGAUCCCGCGGGGACUGCAGCCCAUGGCCAUAAGCAGGUGCGCAGGAACCCGUGGGGACGACCAGGUCGGGAGAGCCUCCACCUACGAAGCUGUGGUGAUUUGAGCUCUGGCUCCUCCCUGAGGCGACUCCUCUCCGGCCGCCGGCUGGAGCAGGGCGUCCGCCCACACAGCCUCAGCCUCAAUGGAGGCAGCCGAGAGACUGGGUUCUGAUUCGGGCUUGUACCAGUGAACAGAUGCAGGUGAAUGCUGGAGCCACAGGCAUCGGCUGGUGGGGCCCAGCAGCCCUCUGUGCACUGGCUGGCUCAAAAAGAAACCCGCUGUAUCCCCUCCCCAGGCGUUCCUUUCCUGCCUGCCUUCGGGGGCUCCGCCGCCUGCCUCCGUCCCUCUGGACGGCAGAGCUUCUGCCCCGUGCUGCAUGGGAGGAGACGCCGCUCCCCCCCCCUCCCCCGCUUACAGCGUUGAUGGAGGAACCUUAGUAAACUCCCCCAGCAUGAUCGUGCCCCCUUCUGGUAGUCCAUGGCACUGUAUGGGGGCAAAGGGAUGAGGGUUUGAGGUCAGGUUGAUCUGUGCCUUGACAUGUGGUGGUAGGCGGACAAGAAGACACGAGAAUCUAGGUGGCUUUGGGCUCUGCCACCUCCUGCUGCAUGACCUCGGGCAAGUUAUUUAACCUUAAUUGCCUGACCUGUGAAACAUUGUGAACUUGAAUGUUUGUGACACUGAGUAAGCCUUCAAUAAAUUUCAGUUUCUCCCCUUCU